Molecule: messenger RNA, 1116 nt
Organism: Hyaloscypha bicolor E
Lineage: Eukaryota; Fungi; Ascomycota; Leotiomycetes; Helotiales; Hyaloscyphaceae
Exons: 1
Coding region: 156-830 (224 amino acids)
Source: RefSeq, a predicted model, not a curated record
UCCGCAACCCAGCUAAGCCAUCGUAGCCGCGCGCUUGCAAGGUUCUCAAAACACUCUUGGGAGGGAAGGCAGUGAGAAAUCCAACCUAUUUAAUACCUGGAACCUCAACCCUAUUUGAAAAUCCUCUUUAUACAAAGGCCUUCCUCAACGCCAACAUGCCCAAGCCAGUGUGCCGAAUCAGAUGGCGACGGGGGGAACCUCUCGGCCUGAUCGAAUACACAUCACCUACUUUCCUCGAUCUCCCAAGAGAGGUCCGCGAUCAAAUCUAUUAUACCGUUCUCGUCUCGCCAAAUCCUAUUUCCGUAUGCUCAAUGCAUUAUACAUGGACUACCAGAUCCCAAGACAGGAGAUUUACGUCGAUCGAAAGGCUUACUCUAGAUCCUAGUUGUCCAAUACUCGCACCGCCCACGUUGGCCAUUAUAUCUUGCAGCCGGCAACUAGCGGUCGAGGCUAGAGCGGCCUUCUAUAGCCUCAACACAUUUCGGUUCGCGGGUCACGAGGCCUGGCAGCCUAUGUACCGGUGGCUCGACAUGAUUGGGGAAGGGGCAAGGGCUCAUUUGCAAAAUCUUAUGGUAGAAGUGCUUCUUCCCAAGGGGCUUAUCCAAGAUCGGCAUGGCAGCCACGAGUUCUGCUACCACUACGGGCUUCCUUGGCAAUUUCGGAGAGUGGCGUUCAGUUGUGAUUCCGGCAAAGAUUCUCGGGAGCCAGUAGAUUAUCUAAGCCCUGCUAUCGAAGCUUGUUUCCGCAUCCUGGGCAAGGCAGGACGCGCUCUGACCCUGAGAUUGGUUCUAUCUGAAGACUUUAUUCCGGGUGAAAGGGCUAGUGUAUAGGCUGGGAUAGCCUGGCCGUUCCGAACCAGGUGGAGCGGUCGAGCAGGGAGUUUGCAGCGGACCGGAUUACGGUCCUGUGGGAGGGGAAGGGGGAAGGGGUGGGCUUCCGGGACAGUUUUCUAGACAAGAGGGCUAUUAUCGAGGCCCAAGGUUGGGAAAUCAUCGAUAUACGAGUCGCCCCCCUCAAAAAACCCACGAUAUUAUUUACGAUGCGUAGAGCUUUGAAUGCUUCUUGUUCUAGUUAAACUAGCGGACUAUCUUCUAUACAAACGAAAUGUUGACAACC